Messenger RNA from Drosophila rhopaloa, 3163 nucleotides. RefSeq names its product protein O-mannosyl-transferase TMTC1 (gene Tmtc1). Gene Ontology annotation, molecular function: protein binding; mannosyltransferase activity. Gene Ontology annotation, cellular component: endoplasmic reticulum membrane. Gene Ontology annotation, biological process: protein O-linked glycosylation via mannose. The record is from RefSeq and is a predicted model, not a curated record. NCBI's taxonomy places the organism in Eukaryota, Metazoa, Arthropoda, Insecta, Diptera, Drosophilidae.
UCGAAUCGCGUGGUGGACGCCACGUCGUCGUCGUUCGGUUCUCCGAUUUCGGUUUUCGCCGGUCACGAGUUUACGAGCUUAGUGGGUGGCCUCCCCUCAAAAACAGCCUAUGCAAAUAUGUGCAUGCAUGCUGAAACAUAAAUUAAAUCGAAUUAAAUCCGUACAAGAUUCAAACUAAAGUCGAAAUAUUAAAAUAAUUGACCUUUUGUGUGUGUGUGUGUGUGACAUCAGUUGUGAAUCCAAUUUCCGUUUCCCGGCUUUGGUUGCCUCAAAAAUUUAAUUAAGCCGAUUUUUCAACUUCAAAAGCUAAGAGGCAAAUUAAUCAGCUAAAGUGGCGCAAAUAAAAAGUAUGGCCAACGAAUCUAGCAAGGAUCAACAGCAAUUUAAUUAAACCACAACAAAUUCACUUGAUUGCAAAACAUGAAUUCGCAAAAAAGCAUCAGCACACGUGGUUGCUGUUAAAAUUCCUUACUUGCAUAAAAUAUGAAAUUCAUAACAUUUUAAUAUUGCCAUUUGCGUUAAUUAAACCAUGAGCAAUUCAAGCCAUUCAAACCGGAGCCAGAAAAAGCAGCUCGCUUAAAAAUGCACACUCCCAAGUGCCGUCGUCCGAGCAUGUCGCCGCCGCUCUGCCACAAGGACUACGCAGGACUCGCCGGCUGCUCGGCGCUGGCUUUUGUCCUGUACCUAAACACACUUAACGCUGGAUUUGUCUACGAUGACAGACGCGCUAUCUUGGCGAAUGGAGACGUGACAGGAGUUCGCCCAUUAUCUCAUCUUCUGCGGAACGACUUUUGGGGCACCCAGCUGGUGGACAGUGGAUCCCACGGCUCCUGGCGACCACUGUGCGUGCUCAGCUUCCGGCUGAAUUUCCUGGCGACGGGGAUGACGCCCAUGGGCUACCACCUGGUCAACGUGCUCCUCCACUGUCUGUCCACGUGGCUUGUGAUUCUGGUGGGGCGAACGCUCCUGCCGUCUCGAGUGGGAGUCCUGGCCGCCGGCGUCCUUUUCGCCGCCCAUCCCGCCCACACGGAGGCAGUGGCCGGUUUGGUGGGCAGGGCGGACUUGGCCGCCUGCGUUUGCUACCUGCUCGCCUACCUCACCUACCGCCGGCACAUGCUGAGUCGGGAAUGGGGAUCCCUGAUUCUCACCAUUGUCCUGGCGCUGGCUGCACUUCUCUGCAAGGAGACGGCCAUCACGGCGCUUCUCCUGUGUGGACUGUGUGAUGUGUUGUCGGGAGUUGGUCGGGAAAAUAAUGAUAAGCGCCGCAUCCGAUCACUCUCCAUUCUGGGUGUUACCCUAUUGUGUGCCCUCUACUGUCGCCUUAGUCUUGUGCCACGUCCCACCGCCUCCUUUUCGGCCGCCGACAAUCCGACGGCCCAUGAAUCCUGCUUUUGGACAAGGACACUCACUUUUCUGUACCUGCCGGUGGCCAAUUUCCGAGUACUCCUUUGGCCACAGGAGCUGAGUUUCGACUGGGGUAUGGAGGCUGUGCCGCGGAUCAGAACGCUUUGGGAUGCCAGAAAUGUCCUGAGCCUUGGCUUCUAUGGAUCCCUGCUUGGAGUACUGUGUGCGAACUCUGGACUCCGGCGUUCAGCCUCAACGAUGGAUUUCGCGGAGAUGGCGAGCAUUUCGCUGCCGCUUUUGAGGCUUGGGGGAAAAAGCUGCCACAACUGGCUGGGCCUUACUUGCAAUUGCCACCAUCAGCUAUCCGCUGCCAGCUAUCGUUCUACGAACCCCACAUCCUCGAAAAGCGCCUUUUGGCCAGCUCCGCUUAUGGCCAUUGCCUUCCUGGUCUUGCCAUUCCUGCCCGCCAGCAAUCUGCUCUUCUACGUGGGAUUUGUAAUGGCCGAAAGAGUUCUCUAUCUGCCGAGUGUGGGCUACUGUCUGCUCUUUGGCCUCGGUUUCGGCAGUCUCUGGAGGAGGGUCAGCAGCUCCCGGCGAUCCAGGUUGAUGCUCCUCUGCGGAUUGGGGCUGCUCCUGGGUGCCCAUGGAGUUCGCACCUUCAGACGCAACUUGGAUUGGCGGGAUGAGGAGCAGCUUUUCCGUAGUGCAAUUAGUGUGAAUCCACCAAAGGCUCUGGCUAACCUGGGAAGUGUCCUGAGCGCCCAGGGAAGAUACGAGGAGGCCAAAGUGGCUCUGAGGAUGGCCCUGGGUUAUCGACCCACCAUGGCCGAUGCGCACUUUAAUCUGGGCGUGGUGCACCAGAAGCAACUAAACUUCAGCUCAGCUGUUGCAAGCCAUCGCAGGGCCAUCGCAUUGCGGCCCCAACUGGCGGUGGCAUAUUUGAAUCUGGGCAUGUCCCUGAUGUCCCUGGGCGACCAUCGCCAAGAAGCCACCUCGGUGCUGCGGACUGGAGCUCGACUGGAGGGACAUGGGGUUCGGGAUCGAGGGGCCCACGAGGAGGCACGCUACACCUGCUACCUGCAACUGAGUGGCCUUUACCGCUCCGAAGGAAGACUCGAGGAAGCUGCUUCGAUGCUGGGAGAAUCCUUAAAAGCUCUGGCCUUGCUGCCUCAAAAGCAGAGGGCCGUGCUGCACUUGCGUCUGGGGGAAAUCCAUGCGGAGCUGCAAAAUUGGGAUGAGGCUGAGCAUCAGCAGAGAUUGGCCCUGCAACUUGAGCCGGAAAAGGGAGCGGCCUAUGUCACCUAUGGCCAGACAUUGGCCAGAAAUGGCAGUCGUCUUGCCGAGGCAGAGUCGUGGUUCAAAAGAGCCCUCCAGCUGGCGCCUUUGGAGGCUAGCUCUCAUCACCAUUAUGCUGACUUCCUAGAGCAGCAGGAACGCCAUCAUGAGGCCCUCAGUCUUCGCUUACGAGCCGCUGCUUUGGCGCCCCACGAUUAUACCCUGCAAUCCUGCGUGGCAGAUGCACUGCGUCUGCUUAACCGCCUGGCCGAAGCGGAGCUGUGGUAUCGAAAGGCUGUCACUCUGCAACCCCUGGCAGCUCAUGCCCAUGCCAAUCUGGGAGCCAUCCUGCAGAUGCGAGGCCUUCGCAAGGAUGCUGUGAAAUGCUAUCACAGAGCCUUGGAACUUCAGCCAGGACAUGCCAUCAGCCAAACCAAUCUGUCCAAGAUGAAUCUACACUUGGACACCAAUAAAUGAGAAACCCUGAAAUACACUUGUUGAGAAUGUAGGCAUACAAAAUUGUAGAUAGGAGAGAGAGAUUAUC